Gambusia affinis (western mosquitofish) is the source of this 3011-nucleotide messenger RNA. RefSeq names its product RAB40B, member RAS oncogene family (gene rab40b). Gene Ontology annotation, molecular function: GTPase activity; GTP binding. The coding region runs from base 226 to 1185 and encodes 319 amino acids. The transcript is spliced from 5 exons. NCBI's taxonomy places the organism in Eukaryota, Metazoa, Chordata, Actinopteri, Cyprinodontiformes, Poeciliidae. Gene Ontology annotation, biological process: intracellular signal transduction; protein localization to plasma membrane. The record is from RefSeq and is a predicted model, not a curated record. Gene Ontology annotation, cellular component: endosome; plasma membrane; synaptic vesicle.
GGAGGUGAGGAUCGAGUCCUCGAAGAUCCUCUGCGAGCAAGUCGGGGACCCGAACAGAACCGAGCGCCGAGCUGUUCCAGCUGCAGACUGAGGGGGGCGUGGUGCGCAGGUAAACACUGAACGCGUAGACGACACGGGGGACGCCGCGUUUUUAUUUACUCCUCUUCCUCCGGGGGGGAAGAGGAGGAAGAGAGUACAGCUCGUGAUGGGACACGAGCCGCGAGGAUGAGCCACAGAACCAGAACCAGCCCGAUCCGAGCCUACGACUUCCUGCUGAAGUUCCUACUGGUGGGAGACAGCGACGUGGGGAAGGGGGAGAUCCUGGAGAGCCUGCAGGACGGAGCGUCCGAGUCCCCGUACGGGUACAACCUGGGAAUCGACUACAAGACGACGACCAUCCUCCUGGACGGGAGGCGAGUCAAGCUGCAGCUCUGGGAUACAUCCGGACAGGGUCGGUUCUGCACCAUAUUCAGGUCCUACUCCAGAGGAGCGCAGGGAGUAAUCUUGGUGUACGACAUCACCAACCGCUGGUCCUUCGAUGGGAUCGACAGGUGGAUCAAAGAGAUCGACGAGGUCGGAAGGCGCGCGGUUUGGUGCGAAUUCAUGAUUCCGGUUAAAAAUCCCACACAUGUUCCAAGUGCUCCCUCUUUUUAUACCCAGCAUGCACCGGGAGUGCCCAAGAUCCUGGUCGGGAACCGCCUCCACCUCGCCUACAAGCGUCAGGUGACUACGGAGCAGGCGCAGGUGUACGCCGAGAAGCUGGGCGUCACUUUCUUUGAGGUGAGCCCGCUCUGCAACUUCAACAUCACCGAGUCGUUCACGGAGCUCGCCCGCAUCGUCCUCAUGAGGCACGGCAUGGAGCGCCUGUGGAGGCCCAACAAAGUGCUGAGUCUUCAGGACCUCUGCUGCCGCUCCAUUGUCUCCUGCACACCUGUUCACCUCGUGGACAAGCUGCCCCUACCCCACACCCUCAAGUCCCACCUCAAGUCCUUUUCCAUGGCCAACGGUCUCAACGCUCGCAUGAUGCAUGGACGCUCCUACUCCGUCACCGCCGCCGCCGCCGCCGCUCACCACAGCGCUGCCAAGAGGAGUGGAGGGACGCUUCUUAAAAAGCCAAAACUCAUCCGACCACCGCCGCUCAGCCCGACAUCGCAGGGCUGCAGAAACAGCUGCAAAAUAUCCUAACAGCAGCGAACGCACCAACGGCUGUGGAUGGGACGUGGCUGAGUAUGAAGCAUGUGUGAAGAGAAGAAACGGGAGACAAAAACUUUUAUGUUUGGAGACGAGGAAGCAUGGAGUUGAACCUCUGACCAGAGAUGUUGGUGGCAAAUUACUGGACAGCUUCUUCUUCUGUUCAUCCAUCAUGAUGAGUUCAAAGAUAACGUCAGGAAAUCUGUUCGAGUCUGUAAUGUAAUCUAGUGUGGCAUUAGUAGACUAUUUAGUAUGGGACACUCAGUUCAGACAUCAUUUAAAUAUAAAAUAUAAAAAUCACAAUUUUUUUAAGGUGAAAUAUUCUCAAAACGCCAUCAAGUUCAAAAUUAUCUAAUUAUGAACACAAUGUAUUUAUUUUGUUUCCAACACAAAAUCAAAAAAAUGUCUUAUUUUCUUUGUGAGUUUGCAUUUUCUUUUAGAAUCUCUUUGUGAUUCUUAGUAAUUUAAAGCUUUCUUGCGACAUCCCCUAAACUCUUUUAACUUUAAUAAGAAAAGGUAACCUUAAUCAUAUAAAAACCUAUGUUUGUCAAAAAGGAAAUCAUAUAAACUUCAAUUUUAUUCUGUAUAAGUUGCAUCCCACUUAUUCUGUUAUUUCUGCCUUUUUACCCAUUUCCUCUGUAAUGAUGCCUACUGUUAAAAUGAGAUGUGUACCUCUCCACUGUAGUCACCAAAAUUAGAGAUAACCAGACAUAUACAUAUAUUUUCUCUCAUGUUAGUGCUUUGCUUACUUUGAGGAGUCGGGUCAGAGCUAAAUAAAUAAUUCUGGUUUCUGUAACGUACUGUGGACGCAGAACUUUAUUCCACUUGAUGAUCAUCCAGAAGUUUAACUCUAAAGCUUUAAGUGACGUAAAGUUGUCAUUUCUGUUUGUGCGCAGAAAUAUUUUCGCUUGUUCAAACGUUACAUUGGCAGUUAAAGCGCAGCGUUUGUUCCACAGUGACACAUGCUGUUUGGGAUGAAGACUGCAGCGUGUAAAGUACUGAUGUAAACAGUUAAAGUGAGGUGUUGUUUUGGGCUAAAUAUGUGUUGAGUGUAAAACUAAUCUCUCUCCAGGUUUUUUUUUACUCAGAAUUAAUUCAGAUUUUUAAACAAUUUUCUAAUUGUACAUUAACAGGAACAUUGGUCUAAAAAAAUCGGACCAAUUUUUAAAUUAUUUCAAAAGUUAUUUAAAUGUGAAUCAUUUCUCACUUGUUUUACUUUAUAAGUUUAAAACACGACAACGCUAUUUUGUUUACAUUUUAAAAAUCCUGCGACAUUCAAAUAGGUUUAAUUGGAUUGUAGAAUGUGUAGAUUUUAACUCUUAAAAAAGUGUAUCUUUGAGUGAAAACUCCUUUCUUAUUCAGUAUUAAUCUCUCUGUGUUACUGACUUUGUCACUUGAUUUAUGAAUGUUUGGCAAAUGUCACAUCUAUUUAAACAAUAGCAACGUUUAGAGAUGUGUAAAAUUUUGUCAUUAGUUGAUUUCUACCAGAAUUCUCACCUUCUCAGACUGAAAGUUGACGACUAUUAUCCUUCUCGGAGGCAGAAAAUUAUACAAGCUAUGGGGCAUCUUCUUCCUCAGGAGGUUUUCUACAACACUAACAUGUAUCAAACAGCACUUUGACGCUGACUUUUUGCACUUCUCUCCUCUCGCACCGUUACUCUACCAGCAGCCAUUUUGUGUACAAUAUUUGUACGUGUUGUAAAUAUUCUUGUUUGAUAUGAUGAAGAACUUAUGUUUUAUUGUUUUUCAGUGAGAUGUUUUUCCGCAGAAAUGACUGAAGGUUCUGUUUAUCCUUGAUUCACAAUAAACUUCGUUACCUU